CAGGACGAUGGGGGACCUGUUCCGGAGCGAGCACAUGUCCCUGUGCCAACUCUUCAUCCAACCGGAGGCGGCUUAUGCAUCAGUCUCUCUUUUGGGUGAAGCCGGCAUCGUUCAAUUCAGGGAUUUGAACAUGGAUAUAAGCGCUUUCCAAAGGAAGUUCGUCAGCGAGGUGCGCCGUUGUGAAGAAAUCGAAAGACGGCUGAGGUACAUCGGCUCUGAAGUGAAGAAAGAUGGAGUCGCAGUUCCCGAGCUCCAGAAGAUGCCUGCUGCUCCUAACCCGAGGGAGUUAAUUGAUCUAGAGGCCCAUAUCGAGAGAACAGAAGGUGAAAUCUUAGAAAUGAGCCACAAUGCAGUCAACUUGAAGUCCAACUUCAUGGAACUAACUGAACUCAAGCAUGUUCUUGAAAAAACUGAUGCAUUUUUUCAAGAGAGUGUUUGUUUCCAACAGCAAGAAGGCGAUAGUGUCAACCGUGCUCUUAUAGGAUCUGGAGAUGACCCUGCUUCCCGAACUCAACUUGGGUUUGUUGCCGGAGUUGUACCACGUGAAAGAGUAUUUGCAUUCGAAAGAAUGUUAUGGAGAAUCUCAAGAGGGAAUGUGCUCUUGAGACGUGCUGAUAUUGAAGAACCUUUAAAUGACCCAGCUACAGGAAAUUUAUUGCAGAAGACAGUAUUUGUAGCUUUCUACCAGGGAGAGGAGCUGAAAGCAAGGGUGAAAAAAGUAUGUACAGGAUUCCAUGCUACUCUUUAUCCUUCUCCUGCCACUUCUCAAGGGAGAUUAAACAUGGUCCAGGAAGUCAAAACAAGGCUAGAAGAUUUAACUUUAGUGUUAAAUCAAACAGCUGAUCACAGACAAAGGGUUCUUUUAACUGUGGCAAAAGAGCUUCCUACAUGGACUGUAAUGGUUAGGAAAAUGAAGGCUAUAUACCAUACCAUGAACUGUUUCAAUAUGGAUGUAACAAAGAAAUGUCUGAUUGGCGAAUGUUGGGUUGCUAGUCAUGACUUAAAUCUUAUUCAUCAAGCACUCGCAGACGGAGGGAAAGCUGUUGGAAGUACAAUACCUUCAUUUCUGAAUGUUAUAAAAACUAGUGAAGAACCUCCUACUUAUAAUCGAACAAACAAUUUCACCCAGGGCUUCCAAAACUUGAUUGAUGCUUAUGGCAUUGCAUCAUACGGUGAAGUUAAUCCAGCUUUAUACACAAUUAUUACCUUCCCAUUCCUUUUUGCUGUAAUGUUCGGAGACUUAGGGCAUGGCUUUAUUUUAACCGUUUUUGCUGCUUGGAUGGUGAUUUGUGAAAAAAAACUAAUGAAAAAGAAGUCAACAAAUGAGAUUUGGAACAUAUUUUUUGGAGGACGGUACAUUAUCCUAUUGAUGGGGCUGUUCUCAAUGUACACAGGAUUGGUCUACAAUGAUAUAUUUUCAAAAUCAAUCAAUAUAUUUGGAUCAAGUUGGAGACAAAACUACAAUCGCUCAACCGUAUUGAAUAACACCAUGCUUACUCUCGAUCCAUCAAGUGCUGAUUAUAUAAAAAAACCAUAUCCAUUUGGGAUUGACCCCGUAUGGCAGCUUGCCAGUAACAAAAUUAUGUUCUUGAAUACCUACAAAAUGAAGUUAUCUAUCAUAAUUGGUGUAAUACAUAUGAUUUUUGGAGUCUUCCUGAGUGUACCGAAUCAUCUGCACAAAGGAGAAGGAAUCUACAUUCUUUUGGAAUUUUUGCCACAGUUAGUCUUCCUGUUGGCUUUGUUUUUUUACUUAGUGUUGUUGAUGUUUUUGAAGUUCUUUCUAUACUCUGGAGAAAAUGAUCAAACGAAUCCCUUGCAUGGCAUUCACUGCGCUCCCCAAAUUCUAAUUAUGUUCAUUAACAUGGUGUUAGUGAAACCUCCAACUGUACCUGGAGCUGAUGAUAAUAAUGGCGGGGAUAAAUCCAACAAUACUUUAGUUUGUGACCCAUUUAUGUAUAGUGGACAAGAUGCUGUUCAAAAAACUCUAGUGGGAGUUGCAUUAUUUUGUAUUCCAUUUAUGCUUUUUGCAAAACCUCUUUAUCUUAUAUAUUUCAAGAACAAAAAGCUUGAUCAUAAAGCGGGUUCAAAUGGUGAUGUUGGCAGCGAAAUGCAAGUAUUAAAUGGAGCUGCUGCUGGUGCAUUUGAUGAAGGUUCAGGAGAAGAGCACGAGGAGGAACCUGCCAGUGAGCUCUUCAUUCACCAGGUUAUUCACACGAUAGAGUACGUGCUCAGUACGGUUUCACAUACCGCAUCAUAUCUCAGGUUGUGGGCCUUGUCUUUGGCCCAUUCUCAACUUUCUGAUGUAUUAUGGAACCGAGUACUCACUCUCGGUUUUGGGUAUGGUGACUAUUUUGGUGGAGUUGUCUUGUAUAUUAUAUUUGCUGUAUGGGCAUUUUUCACUAUAGCCAUCCUUGUACUGAUGGAAGGACUCUCCGCAUUUCUUCAUACUCUUAGGCUUCAUUGGGUGGAGUUUAUGAGCAAAUUUUAUGUCGGUCUUGGACAUUCUUUCCAACCCUUUUCAUUUAAAAAUAUUAUGGAAGAAUCUGAAGAAACAGAAUAAAUAAUAGAACUUAAAAUCAAAGCUAUAGCAGUAGACAAUUUUAAUUCUGCUUUAAAAUAAAAUUGUUUUUAGAUUUAUGAAAAUUUGUAUAAUGCACAAUAAAAUAAUUUAGUUAUAGUAGUCUAUUUUAAAUGUAAAAUUGUUUAAAAAGGCUGUACUAUCCAAAUUUGUGUGUAAUUGUAAAUAUAGAAAUAAAUGUAGUUUUUCUUUAAAUUUUCUGCAGUAUUGAGUAAGAAAGCUUACGAAUUGUUAAUUAAAAUCUCAAAUAGACAUCAUGCUUUUAUGCAAUCAUUGAUGGAUAGUGCAGGUAUAUAUUUUUAAAGGGAACUGAUUUUUCUUUUAUUUAUUGUUAUGUUUUUUUAAUUAGUACUUUGAAGGUAGAAUUAAAAAAGAAAUUCAAAUGUGCCUUUUAAUAGUUAUUGUUGAAAAUUUUGUAAGUUUAAUGUAAAUUAUUAUAUAAUUUGUUGUUUUAUAUUUCAGCAAUAUUUUUUCUAAUUACCCAUGUAUCUUGAAAAAAAUUUAUAUUAUUAUAAUUUAGAGGUACUAAAUUUAAAAAAUGAAGGAAAAUAAGAGAAAAAUAUCUAUGAAUGUUUAGAAUUAUAGUAAGAUGAAUAACAUGUGUUCUUAAAUAUGUUUUUCUUUAAGAUUUAUUUAUCAUUUAUCCAUUAAGUUUAAGUUGUAAAAAAUAGCUGUUAUGAGGUUUCUAGAAUAAACAGCUGGAUCAUCAAACCUUUGAAAAGUUGUUUGAACAGAAAUGGUGUCAAGAUAAGUCAAAGUUUUAAGAAGUAAAAAAUAAUGUUGACUUUUUAAAACUUUUUUAGAAGAUUAGCUAUUAAUCAAAUACAUUUUUAAUACACUAUACCUACUUACAGUAAACUCUCUUAUUACUUUGUUAAAGAAAAAACACAUACAAAAACAACUUUUGAAAGUUAGAAAUCUCUAACCAAGCACUUUCUGGAAUACUUUGAAUUUUAAAACAAGGAAUCUCAACUUUUUUGGGUGUGUGGCUCCCUUUAAAAAUUUAAGACAAAAUAUAAACUCAGCUAAUGAUGGUAAUAGACAUAAUUUUAAAUGUUUUACAUUGAUUUUGUUAUAACAUUUAAGGUAUCUUUUUUCAAUUCUACACAGCAGCAUACUAAGUAUUAUGUUAUAGUUUUGAAAUUCCUUAAAUGACUCUUUCCCAACUUAUCUUCCACAUCCUUCUCUGUUUUCAAAGCCCUCACACGUUGAGAAACCCUGAUUUAAAGUAAUAUUUUAAUAUUUAAUUUGUUCAAAUUAAAUUUUCUCUAACAUCAAUUAAAUUAUAUUUGAGGUGUCUAAUAUUGAGCCUUCCCAUAGUCUAGUUUUAAAUUAUACAAUAAGAUUUUAUAAUUUUAUUUGUCUGACAUAUUGGUGAACUUGGCAUUUUGAAAAUAUUUGACUUAUAAUGCAAGAAUUUUUUUUUUCAAAGAUUUUAAUGUAGCUGAUAUUUACAUAAUUGUUAAAGAAAAUUUAUUAAUUGUUUUGAAUUUGAGAUUCAAACUUUUUUUUUCUGUUGGCUUUACAGACCAUGUUGACCUUUUGCCGCCUUAACAAGCCUGCUCCAUCUCUGCCUGUCUUGGGCUAUUUCUUUCCAUUUAUCUGCACGCAGCUCUAUUGCAUCUUUGUUGAUUCUAUCUAUCCAUCUGCUUUUUGGCCUUUCGUGUGGUCUUUUGCCUUCUAUUGGGGCAGUCAUUGUUACGUAGAGGCUU
Molecule: messenger RNA, 4290 nt
Organism: Nezara viridula (southern green stink bug)
Lineage: Eukaryota; Metazoa; Arthropoda; Insecta; Hemiptera; Pentatomidae
Source: the annotation of a GenBank genome assembly